UUUUUGUUUUUUAAUAUGCGUCGUGCGAAACGACGUCGUUCUAAUAAAGAUACUUCUCCGGUUGUUAAUAACCGUUAGAUAUUAUAAACCAAUCUAAACCAUUGGAUGAGAAUUCAUCCUUUUUAAGACAAGGAAAACUCGACUCUUUGCACUUGUCGUCUUUCCUCUCGCUGCUGCUGCUGUCUCUCACGAUGCCGAGGUAUUAUUGUGAUUAUUGCGACACUUAUCUCACCCACGACUCCCCAUCCGUGAGGAAGCAGCACAACUCUGGUUACAAACACAAGGCGAAUGUAAGAACAUACUAUCAGCAAUUUGAGGAACAGCAAACGCAAAGUCUGAUUGAUCAGAGGAUUAAAGAGCAUCUUGGCCAAGCUGCAGCGUACAAUCAGGUUGGUGGUGUGUUUAAUCAGCAUAUGCUCGCUAGACCUCGCCUUCCUAUGAUGCCUAUGCCUAUGGGGAUGCGACCUCCUAUUCUACCUAGACCCAUGAUGCCUGGUCAAGGUUACAUGCCUCCUCCAGGAGUACCACAGAUGAUGGCACCACCUGGAGCUCCUUUACCACCACCACCUCCACAAAACGGUAUGCUUAGGCCACCAGGAUUGGCUCCAAUACCAGGUCAAGGUGGUCCACCACCUCCCAAUUACAAUGGACUUCCUCCUCCGCCUCCUUAUCAUACAAAUCCAGCUGCUGCUCCAACAAGUGUUGGCUUCAACAAUCCGAACCCUGGUGCUGAAUCUCCUGAAAGCAAUGAGUAGAGUUUAGGUCUGAUGAGUUAUUUUUCUCCUACCAAAAAAAUGCCGAGGGCUCUUGUUUAACACAGUUUUUUUUUUACCUUUUCUAAUCUUAAUCCAUGUGAAGAGGUUUAGAAGUAUUGUAUGUGAAUUGCAUAAUUUAUGUACUAGAUUCUUAUUUCCAUAGAAUGAUGAAAGAUCUCUUAUAACAAACAGUCAGGUUUAUGAAAGA
Brassica rapa (field mustard) is the source of this 963-nucleotide messenger RNA. RefSeq names its product U1 small nuclear ribonucleoprotein C. Gene Ontology annotation, molecular function: pre-mRNA 5'-splice site binding; zinc ion binding. The record is from RefSeq and is a predicted model, not a curated record. Gene Ontology annotation, cellular component: U1 snRNP; nucleus. NCBI's taxonomy places the organism in Eukaryota, Viridiplantae, Streptophyta, Magnoliopsida, Brassicales, Brassicaceae. Gene Ontology annotation, biological process: mRNA 5'-splice site recognition; mRNA splicing, via spliceosome; spliceosomal snRNP assembly.